Molecule: messenger RNA, 636 nt
Organism: Cimex lectularius (bed bug)
Lineage: Eukaryota; Metazoa; Arthropoda; Insecta; Hemiptera; Cimicidae
Exons: 3
Source: RefSeq, a predicted model, not a curated record
AAGAAGCAAUAUUCCCGAAACUCUCAACAAAAUUUACCUGCUGACGCAAAUCUACAAUUGUUACUGUUUUCCAUUGCGAAUGCGGAAAGGUGUUCAAGCACAAGUGCAACUUGCAAGCUCAUAAGAAGUGGGAAUGCGGCAAGGAGCCGACUUUCAAGUGUCCGCACUGCGAAUUUACGACCUACUGGAGGAAGAGCAUUAAACUGCAUAUAUUCAACCGGCACAAGUCCAGAAUAUGAUUUUAUUGAACUUUUUUUACCUUGUUUCUUCUGCAAGUGCGGUCGCGUGUUCAAGCACGAGAGGAACUUCUACACUCAUUCGAGGUGGGAGUGCGGUCAAGAGCCGAGGUUCAAGUGUCCAUACUGCCCAAAGAAAAGCCACCGAAAGGCAAAUCUAAACAAACACAUCCAGAACAAACAUAUUCUAGUCAAGGAUAAUCCGCUAUUUUUACCCAUUUCGAUCUAGUCUAUGCUUAAAUAUAUAAUAUGUAUAUGCGUAUAUACAAGAGUUGUAUAUAUAUUGAAUGUUCCUAAACAAUUUAACACAUUUAAAUAAAUAAAAAUUUAUUUUUGUAUGAAUAUUCUUUUUAUUGAAUCACGAUAAUAAGGGGGAAGGUUCGAACGGUUGUAGGUUGAG